UGUACCCAUCGCAUACCCCGAAUGAAGUGGCGACAGUACUGGCCCGAGUACUUUGUCGCCUUACUUCUACUUGUUCUACAGGGCACAAGAUGGAGCACGACAAAUGCCGCUGCAGUUCGAAGCGCUGGUUGGACACCUGAGCGGAAACUCGCCGUCAGGAACAAAGUGCGCGACUUGUGGUAUCAUGGGUUUAACAACUACAUGACGUUCGCGUUUCCUAUGGAUGAACUCACCCCACUGUCUUGCUCUGGUCAAGGCCCUGACUGGGAUCAUCCAGAGAACUACGCCUCAAAUGAUGUUCGGGGAAACUACUCCUUGACCUUAAUUGACGUCCUCGACUCACUUGUUGUCCUUGGAGAUCGACCGGGAUUCGAGAAGGCAGUAAAGGAUGUUAUUGAAUCGGUCUCAUUCGAUGUAAACACUCGCCCACAAGUGUUUGAAACGACAAUACGAGUUCUAGGAGGACUGCUAUCUGGCCAUAUUUUUGCCAGUCAAACAAACCAGACGUUCUUUUUACCGUGGUACAAAGGCGAGCUGCUCCAACUUGCCCACGAUCUUGGCGAACGAUUACUUCCCGCAUUUUCAACACCUACUGGACUGCCUUAUGCGAGGAUAAACCUGCGACAUGGCGUGCUGAAAGGCGAGGGUAUCGAAACAUGUAGUGCUGGCGCAGGUUCCUUAAUGCUGGAAUUUGCGACUCUCAGCCGACUAACGGGUGACGAUCGCUUUGAGAAGGCCGCGUACAAGGCGUUCUUUGCUGUUUGGAACCGCAGGUCGGAUGCGGGUCUCGUCGGCAAUACCAUCAAUAUCCGCACUGGAACUUGGACAAAACCUGAGGUCAGCGGUAUUGGUGCAGGGAUCGAUUCAUUCCAUGAAUACGCCCUCAAAUGGUAUAUCUUAAGGUUCGAGCUCUUUGUUUGGUUUUUUUUAACUGAAUUCCCUGCAGCGGCGAUGUUGAGUUUUUGGACGUAUGGGAUGACUCAUACGCAGCCAUUAUGCGCUGGUCCCGCGCACCAGACGGAUUUUGGGUCAGGCUUGUUCCAUAUCAUCGCUGAGUUAGCUGAAGCGGUGCCCCAGUAUCGACCAGUUAACAUGGUCAGUGGAGAUACCGCAUAUUGGACUGUAGAUUCGCUCUCUGCAUUUUGGCCGGGUCUUCAAGUUUUAGCUGGAGACGUGCAAAAUGCGAUCAAACUUCAUCUGUUGUAUUAUAAUCUAUGGCGAAAGCAUUCGGGUCUCCCCGAAGUAUACGACACCAACUACAAAGUUGCGACCGCGCAUCAGUACCCCUUGCGUCCAGAAUUCAUAGAAUCUAGCUGGUAUCUCUACAGGGCUACCAAAGAUUCCUUCUAUUUGGAUGUUGGGGAGCGAGUCCUAUUCGAUAUAACCACACGAGCCAAGGUUCCGUGUGGACUUACAGGAAUCAAAGAUCUUCGAACAAAUGCGCGUGACGACAGAAUGGAGUCAUUUGCUCUGUCAGAAACGUUAAAAUAUCUUUAUUUGCUAUUUGAUGAAGAAAAUCCGUUACACCGCGACGACUCGAACUACGUCUUCACCACAGAAGGCCAUCUGCUAACUUUGGGUAACGACCUGCAAAAGCCAUCCAGUGCUCGUCGCAAGAUGCGCAAAGUGGAGACGCACCAAUGUCCUGCUUACCGGCCACAUCAUCGCAAUGGGUCUAGCUUGUCAAUGGGCAUACGAUCUCGCGGCGAUGUCGAUUACGCUCGCGCUCUUCUUGACCAGAGUCCGAGUGACCUCGAUGAGAGCGCCUGGUCUCCGAAUGGCUGGUGCGAGCGUCCUAACACUGAUUUAUUCGCCUACGACUUCAUUCUAUCUGCUGGCGGAAAACUUGUGGCCGAAGAUAUCAGUCCCUCGCGAUUAAAACUAGAUAAGGUGGACGAUGGGUUCAUUCUCCACAAUGUCACUGGCAUACGCAUAAAUAUCGUUCAACGGCUGGAUGGCAAGGGCUACGAUGUGCGAAAAUUGGGCCACUACGAUGUGCGUUCAGGAAAUACAGUUUACAUUGCGGACCACAACCUGUUUGCUUCUCCCGACACUUUCGAAGGUAAUGAUGACUUGCGACCACUGGACAUCCCACUACGCUUCUUCACCACGGGCUCUGAUCCCUUGUCGGAAGCUCAGACUGGCUUGCCGGACCUUCUUAACAUGAUGGAGUUCGCCACAACGGGUUACACGGCGUUGUUUGGACCAGAACUGGGGGUCUCUUCGGAACCUAAUGCUCUGCGGAUAGAGAAAGUCGACGGUGUUCCAGUCUAUAGGGAACCAACAAACGCCAACGGGUGUGAAGAAUAUCACGAACGAUUUCAGGACGUUGUGCUCGUGGCUCAACGGGGAGAAUGCACGUUUUUGCAAAAACUGAUUCGAGCAAGGGACGCUGGGGCUGCGGGCGUGUUGGUCAUCAGCAACGAAAAUAUCGCACUAAAUCCAACAGCAGAUGCGGCAGAGUUGGAGGCGGCUGGGGACAUCAAGGAUGUGGCCUUGGUAGUGUUGACUCCACAAGUGGGUCAGCUGGUACAUGAGAUGCUGGACAGCACAGAAGAGCGAGGCGGCCAAGUGAUGGUGCAGCUCGACCCGGAAGGAGUGCUCGUACCGCCAGUAGAGAUUUCACGGGAGCAGGAGAAGCCAAAACCAGUUGAAAACAAGAUUCUAUAUCUGAACGGGCAUCCACUGCUGAACACACGGAUAAUAAUAUAG
Molecule: messenger RNA, 2712 nt
Organism: Mycena indigotica
Lineage: Eukaryota; Fungi; Basidiomycota; Agaricomycetes; Agaricales; Mycenaceae
Product: alpha-1,2-Mannosidase
Exons: 18
Coding region: 22-2712 (896 amino acids)
Biological process (GO): endoplasmic reticulum mannose trimming; mannose trimming involved in glycoprotein ERAD pathway; carbohydrate metabolic process
Cellular component (GO): membrane; endoplasmic reticulum
Molecular function (GO): mannosyl-oligosaccharide 1,2-alpha-mannosidase activity; calcium ion binding
Source: RefSeq, a predicted model, not a curated record